This is a messenger RNA of Lethenteron reissneri (Far Eastern brook lamprey), 1060 nucleotides long. Its product is annotated as trypsin-3-like. Gene Ontology annotation, molecular function: serine-type endopeptidase activity. The record is from RefSeq and is a predicted model, not a curated record. NCBI's taxonomy places the organism in Eukaryota, Metazoa, Chordata, Hyperoartia, Petromyzontiformes, Petromyzontidae. Gene Ontology annotation, biological process: proteolysis.
AUAAGCGCCGCUAGUCCGAGGUGGUCUCCACUCUCUGAGCGCCACCCUCAUCGCAGCCAUGCAGCUGGUCUUGGUCCUCUCCUCCCUGCUCGCCCUCGCCCUCGCCGCGCCGAGGAGCGAUGAUCACAUCGUGGGGGGCUUCGAGGUGAGUCCCAACUCCAUCAAGUACCAGGUGUCGCUUCAGCAGUACGGCUCCCACUUCUGUGGAGGCUCCCUCCUCAGCAGCCUCUGGGUGCUGUCUGCCGCGCACUGCAAGAUCGCGGCCUCUGCCAUGACCGUGGUGCUGGGUGAGCACUCCCUGUCCCUCAACCAGGGCACCGAGCAGGUGCUGAAGGUCAGCAAGGUCAUCUCGCACCCCAGCUACAACGCCGACACCAUGAACAACGACGUCCUGCUCAUCAAGCUCCAGACCGCCGCCAGCCUCAACAGCUACGUGGGCACCGUGGGGCUGCCCUCGCAGGGGGCAUCGCUGAGCAGCGGCACCACGUGCCGCGUCUCCGGCUGGGGCAACACUCGCGCCUCCGGGAGCUCCUACCCGGACAAGCUCAUGGCCGUGGACGUGCCCGUCAUCUCCACCACGACGUGCAACGCCGGCUCGGCGUACGGCGGUGAGAUCACCGCCAACAUGGUGUGCGCCGGAUUCAUGGCGGGCGGCAAGGACUCUUGCCAGGGAGACUCCGGGGGACCCAUGGUGUGCGGGGGUCUGCUGCACGGGGUGGUGUCGUGGGGCUACGGCUGCGCGCAGCCCAACAAGCCCGGCGUGUACGCGCGCGUCGCCAACUUCCGCUCGUGGAUCGACCAGACCAUGGCGGCCAACUGAGGGCCAUCUCCUGCCCUCCGCUGCCCCCUCCUACCCUCCGUGAGGAGCCACCUGGACGCACGCGUAUACAGCAGAUUGAACACGUGGGGCACACGCGCGAAUGACACUUGGACACGUGUCUAACGCGUGGACUCAAGGCAGAGCGCGCGCGCGUGUGUACACGAAGGUGCGUCGGUGACUGUGAACGCGUGGCCGCCGUGAGAAUGCGCGGGUCUCAACAAUAAAGGCAAAUCGAGAGGC